AUGGGAAACACCCUCGGCUUCGGCGUCCUCGGCUUUGUCCUCGGCUUCGCCGUCGGCGGCUGCCUGAUGCAGGGUCCUGCUAUCGUGUGUGUGCUUGUUCGGACACUGCCGGCUGCAGCGGCUGAAACGGAAGAGGAUCCUCAUGAACCAAUCCGCUCGAGCCGCCCGUUGCCUCCUCCAGCCGCGAAGGCCGCCGCCGCACCCCGUGGGGGUGGCUCCUUCCGGGAACUCACCUCCCCCGCGGACUUUGCCGCCGUCGCGGCUCCCGGCGGCCGCAUCUCCGUCGUCGGAUUCAGCUCCCUCCUCUCCGAGCGGCAAGGUGCUGCUGGUUCAAACACUGGACACCAGGAGACGAGCAAUGGGGUGCCUGCCAACAGAGUGGUGGCUUCUCAAUAUCAAUACAAGACCGAGGACAUUGACGAGUCGUCUGCAGAGAGUCUGCGCGACUCAUUGAGCUACGCCAUAGCCAACAAGAUGCUGAUCCAGGUCCCAAUAUUAGGAACAACGAAGAAAUUCUGGCGAUUAUCUGACAAAGCGACUAGGAUCAGCAGAAAACUUGCAUUGAUACUGAGGAGCCAGCACUCAGUUGGCAAGUACCUCACAGCUCCUCUGCAGGUGUCCCACGUCUGGAUUGGGGACAAUGGGAGUGUCAAGCUCAGGGGGGUCAGUUUCACUGGUAAAGGCUUCAGUAUUGAGCGUGUGAGAGAUGACUACAAGCACCUUCUCAAGGUCCUGAUUAUGUUGAUUAAAUUAUCGGCUGGGGAUAUCACCAAAUUGCCUCCGGACUACGUGGAAUUCCUCAUGCUCUUGAAGAGGGACACCCUUGCAAUGAAAGAUGAAUUCUUGAUUGUAAACAAUGUUGCGCUGCUGCCCAUGAAAAACCGCACUGAGGUAUUCCUGAUGCUACACAAUAAAAUUGUUAAAUCUCUUGGCCGUACAAACACAGCAAAGAAGAAGAGGAUACUCUCUAGCCUCCCUUACCAGAACGACUGGUUGGAUACUGCCAAGGCAAAUACAAAAAUCGAACAGUGGGUUGAUGGUGUCCAAAACGAGUACAAAAGGACUCCACUUGAUCUACUGCGCCUCAACAGAAAUGUAAGGAGCCACUUGCAUCAGUACAAUAACGACGACGACAUUGAGGAAACUCUGUAUUGUGAAUGGCCCGAGCUGCUCAUGGUGAUGGAGAAGAUGUUACAUUUGGAAGGUGAGCUCGAAGGCACUGACAUUCAGAACAAGUUCGGCUAG
Miscanthus lutarioriparius is the source of this 1245-nucleotide messenger RNA. The record is from the annotation of a GenBank genome assembly. Lineage: Eukaryota; Viridiplantae; Streptophyta; Magnoliopsida; Poales; Poaceae.